UAUUAAUGUUUUGUUCAUUAUGCAGGAAUGUUAUACAGGAAUAUAUAAAAAUUUGCUUUUCUUACAGUAAAUGGCAAAAUGACAGAUAUUGCACAAGUCUCAAAUAGAUGCUAUAAAGAAACUUAUAUCGUGCAUUUUCUUAUAAUAUUAUUCGGCAUAUCUGCUUGGAUUGGUAUCAAUGGGAUAUUUAUUCAAAUACCAGUGCUUAUCGCUACUUCUCCUGAAGGUUGGACAUUACCAGCUUAUCUAGUGUUAGCAAUACAAGCUGCAAAUUUUGGACCUUUACUUUAUGCAAUCUUGCAAUACUUUCAAUGUAAACUAAAUGAACCUUGGUUGAUACUAUGUUUAUUGGUAUCAGGAACUUCGGCAAUGGGACUUCUAAGCUUCUUUUAUUCAGAGAAAAUAAUUAUUGCUGGUGAUGAAUACUGUUUGGUACUAUAUGUUCUAACAUUUUUCAAUGCCCUAGUAGGUUGCUUUAGUUCUGUAUUAUUUAUGCCAUAUUUUCGAAAUUUUAAUGAAAGAUGUUUAACAUCCUACUUUAUAGGAGAAGGAUUAAGUGGUGUACUACCAAGUGUUAUUGCUUUAAUCCAGGGAAUUGGAGAUACUUUAGAAUGUGCAAUUUUUAAGAAUAAUAGUAACAUAGAAUCUCCACAUUCGUUUGAUCUAUAUUUUCCCCCAAAUGUGUAUUUUCUUUUCAUUUCUGUUAUUUUAUUUCUAUCUUUAACUGCUUUUGCUAUUUUAGAAUAUUUUUUGGAUGUUCAAAACACAAAACAAUUUCAUAAUACUAGCAGCAUAGUAUUAAAUGAGAAACAAGCAAAUGUUUCUCAUGAUCAUUAUCUUAAUGGCACACAAAAAGUGGACCAUUAUUUGAUAAAUAAUGACAGGCUUCUAACUAAACAAACACAAAAUUAUUUAUUUACAUUGCUUGGUAUUUUUUGCUUUUUGAGUAAUGGUUUCUUCCCUAGCAUACAAUCUUACUCUUGUUUACCUUAUGGAAGUAUAGCAUACAAAUUAUCAAUCACUUUUGCUCAAUUUGCAAAUCCGUUUGUGUGUUUAUUAGCAUUCUGGUUAAAGGUAUCAAAUGUAAAAGUUAUUAAUUUCUUAUCUGUAAUAUGUUUAAUCGUUGGGAGUUUUGUUACAUAUUUAGCAUUAAUGUCUCCAUCUCCACCAUUACAAGCAACAAAACUUGGCAUUUUUCUAGUUAUUAUAUCAUGGGUGAUUUUGAUAGGACUUACUUCUUAUUUAAAAUUAAUCAUUGUAUCAGUAUUUAGAACUACAGUAUUGCCCAAUAUACUCUUUAAAGCAGGUGUAAUUAUGCAAAUAGGAUCUGCAAGUGGUGCAAUAUUUUCAUUUAUAACAAUUAACUUUACAAAUUACUUUGAAAUGCAUGAUGAUUGUGUGUAAAUUGAAAAUUGAUAUUGUCAAUGUGAUAUCUUAUAUCUAUUUUCAUAUGCUGUAUAUACAGAAUGAUACUUAUUAUAAUAAUACAUUCAUUGAGACAUGUAUUUAAUUGAUUUAUGCAUAUAUAAAAGUGUAACAAUAAUUCUUUUUAUCAGUGUAGCUUUGAACAAAGAAAACAAUAGAGCAUAUAAAUUUACAUUUAUAAAGAUAUUUUUAUAAUUGUACAUGUGCCUGCAUUUAUAAAUUAAAAGAUAUAGACAAAUGAAUAAUACAAAGCAACUGUACAAAUGAAUCUUAAAAAAAUUAGAUAUAAAAAGUAUAUAAAUAA
Bombus impatiens (common eastern bumble bee) is the source of this 1729-nucleotide messenger RNA. RefSeq names its product solute carrier family 52, riboflavin transporter, member 3-A-like. NCBI's taxonomy places the organism in Eukaryota, Metazoa, Arthropoda, Insecta, Hymenoptera, Apidae. Gene Ontology annotation, molecular function: riboflavin transmembrane transporter activity. Gene Ontology annotation, biological process: riboflavin transport. The record is from RefSeq and is a predicted model, not a curated record. The transcript has a single exon. Bases 79 to 1404 code for a protein of 441 amino acids. Gene Ontology annotation, cellular component: plasma membrane.